Cherax quadricarinatus is the source of this 394-nucleotide messenger RNA. NCBI's taxonomy places the organism in Eukaryota, Metazoa, Arthropoda, Malacostraca, Decapoda, Parastacidae. The record is from RefSeq and is a predicted model, not a curated record.
ACUAGAAAAAAAAAAUGGCUCUAAGAAACAGAAGAAAGUUGAAGAAGAAAGAAAAAUUCUCAAGAAAACAAUUGAAUGUGUUACAGCUGCUAUGGCACCUCUGCAGGUGCCAGAGAAAAAGUGUAGCACCAAUAAUGACAAACACAACUUAAAAGAAAAUGAUGGAUUUGAAGUUAUUAACGAGGCAGGAGAAACCACUGGAUAUGAAGAUUGGAUACAGUUGUCUUCAGUUACACAGCUUGGUGCAGCAAAAUUUAAUACUAGAGAAAAAAAUGACUCUAAGAAACAGAAGAAAGUUGAAGAAGAAAGAAAAAUUCUCAAGAAAACAAUUGAAUGUGUUACAGCUGCUAUGGCCCUCUGCAGUGCCAGAGAAAAAAUGUUUUGCCCAAAAUGA